Ustilago hordei is the source of this 1272-nucleotide messenger RNA. RefSeq lists its product as uncharacterized. Lineage: Eukaryota; Fungi; Basidiomycota; Ustilaginomycetes; Ustilaginales; Ustilaginaceae. Gene Ontology annotation, biological process: L-serine biosynthetic process. The transcript has a single exon. Gene Ontology annotation, cellular component: cytoplasm. The record is from RefSeq and is a predicted model, not a curated record. Bases 1 to 1272 code for a protein of 423 amino acids. Gene Ontology annotation, molecular function: pyridoxal phosphate binding; O-phospho-L-serine:2-oxoglutarate transaminase activity.
AUGAGCAAGACUCUAGACACCUCCAAAAGGGAGCAGACCAUCAACCUCGGUGCUGGUCCCAGCUGCCUCCCCACCUCGGUCCUUCUCGAAGCCGCACAAGGCAUCCUCGACUAUGAAGGCACCGGCAUGGGUCUCGUUGAACUCUCGCACCGAUCCAAGACUUUCCAAAAGCUCAUGGACAAAACUGAAGCUGAUCUUCGCGCUCUUCUCAACAUACCUGACACUCACGCCGUUCUCUUCUUGCAAGGUGGUGGCACAGAGCAAUUCUCCGCCACAGCACUCAACCUUCUUGCCGCACACGCAGUCAAGAAUCCAGAUUACUUCAAGUCGAACGGUAGCAAAGGUCCUCCCUGUGACUACGCCGUCACUGGAUCUUGGACUGCCAAGGCGGUGAAGGAAGCUGCUCGUCUUGGAGCAACUACCAAUGUUGCUAUCGACUCGCGCAAGGUUGAGGGAGCAAACGGCAAGUUCGGUUCGAUUCCACCCAUCAGCGAAUGGAAGUUGAGCCCGGUGGAGAGUAUGCCUGCCAUGCUCUACUACUGCGACAACGAGACUGUUGACGGUGUCGAGUUCGCCAACCCUGGCUUCCCUAUUCAGGAGUUGCCAGAGGAAUACCGCAAGCAAGUGCCGCUAGUUGCCGACUGCUCGAGUAACAUCCUUUCCCGCCCAAUCGACGUAGCUGCACAUGCGAUCGUCUUUUUUGGCGCGCAGAAAAACGUCGGUCCCUCCGGCACCACUGUCGCUAUUGUUCGCAAAGAUCUCAUCGUAGACCCAGACCAAGGCGUUCCCAACGGAGGACCUCGCAUCCCAACAACAUUGGUGUACAAGAACAUGCUGGACAAUGGAUCGCUGUACAACACUCCACCCAUGUUUGCCAUUUAUGCUUCUGCACUCGUCUUUGAAGAUUUGCUCCGCAACAAGGGCGGUGUAGCAGGUGCAAGGGAGCGAUCAGAGAACAAGGCCAACUUGAUCUACGGCUUGAUCGACAACAGCAACGGUGUCUAUCUGCCAACAGUACGACAGGCUUCGGCGAGAAGCAGGAUGAACGUCACCUUCCGCAUCUCAAGAGCAGGAGAGAACAAGCCGGACUCGGCACUCGAGGAGGCUUUCGUCAAGAAAUGUGCCCAAGAGAACAUCGUUCAGGUCAAAGGACACCGUUCGGUGGGUGGUAUUCGUACCAGCUUGUACAACGCCGUAACGGUUGAGCAGACUCAGAAGCUCGCCCAUGUUAUGACAAGAUUUAUGGAGAAUGUCAAGGCUGGUAAGUUCUGA